AUGCAUUACAGAAGGCCUUUCUUCUCUCGUCUUCUCGUGACUAGGCCCGUGCAUCUGACUAAUCCAUCUGAUGCGGAAGGUGAAGUCAAGGAGCUCGUCAUCGUUCGGCCCAACCUUCUCACAGUCAUGGGAGGAGGACCAGCGAAAGAGCAUCUGCUCUGCGUGUUACCACAACCCGAGCCAACGGAGAUCCUUAAAACACUACGAAAGAAGUUCCCACAUAUCGACAUAGAGUACAAGCAAGUCAGCUUCACUCACGACAAGGAUAAGCUACGCGAAGAGCUGCCCUCCAAGAUCUGGCGAGAUGUAACAAUAUUAUACACACUAUUCGCGUUUCCGGAGAAGCUAUCAGAUGCGCCCAAUUUACGUCUCGUACAACUGGCAAGUGCCGGCAGCAACCAGUUACAAGAUCAUCCCAUAUACACUGAUAGCGAUAUCACCAUCACAACAUCGUCAGGCAUCCACGGCCCUCAGAUAGCCGAAUGGUGCGUCAUGACAGCUCUAGUACAAAGCCAUAAGUACAAUACCCUUCAUGACCUUCAGAAAGAGCACCAGUGGGGUCAGACUAAGGGCGACUUUCAUACGGUGCGUGACAUGGUAGGGCGGCGGCUAGGUGUCCUGGGGUAUGGUAGCAUUGGUAGGCAAGUCGGAAGAGUUGCGAAAGCACUUGGUAUGGAUGUCAUUGCAUAUACUGCCUCCCCGAAGGAUACAGCAGAGAAGAAGAAGGACCAAGGAUUCAUCGUGCCACACACUGGCGACCCAGAUGGCGACAUACCUUCGGCGUGGUACUCAGGCCUAGACAAGAAGAGUCUGCGACAUUUCCUGGCCCAAAACAUAGACUGGCUUAUCGUGUCCGUGCCCUUGACAGAUCAAACAAGACACUUCUUGUCUACUCCAGAAUUCAAGGCACUGAGCCAGGACGGCAAGAGUCCAGCUUUCGUGCAGAAUAUCGCUCGUGGCCCGAUCAUCGAUCAGCCAGCGCUGAUCCAGGCGCUCAAAGACGGCACAGUCGCAAGCGCAGCGCUGGACGUGACAGAUCCGGAACCAUUACCCGAGGAUAGCGAGCUAUGGGAUAUGAAGAACGUUACUAUUACACCACAUGUCAGCGGCACAGGCGCAGCAUACGAGGAGCGAUCCUUCAAGCUCUUUCAGACAAAUCUUGAUAGGAGAGAAAAGGGCGAGAAGCUGCUGAAUGUUGUGCGGAGAGAUAGAGGCUACUGA
Molecule: messenger RNA, 1221 nt
Organism: Recurvomyces mirabilis
Lineage: Eukaryota; Fungi; Ascomycota; Dothideomycetes; Mycosphaerellales; Teratosphaeriaceae
Exons: 2
Coding region: 1-1221 (406 amino acids)
Molecular function (GO): NAD binding
Source: RefSeq, a predicted model, not a curated record